Molecule: messenger RNA, 1203 nt
Organism: Emiliania huxleyi CCMP1516
Lineage: Eukaryota; Haptophyta; Isochrysidales; Noelaerhabdaceae
Exons: 1
Coding region: 1-1203 (400 amino acids)
Source: RefSeq, a predicted model, not a curated record
AUGCUUUCCGAACGCGACCGGCCACCUCACAUCCCGCACGAGCAGCUCCCGGCGACCGUCGGCACGCUGAGCGUCGCGCUGGUCCGCUCCAACGAGAGCCUCCGGGCUGCGCACACGCUCCUCGCCCGGCUGCAGUCCGAGGCGGAGGCCGUCGACGCCGAGCGAACAGCCCUGAAAUCCGAGGCGGCAAAGCUGCGAUCCGCGCUGGUGGAGCGGCAGCGUGAGCUCGGCGCCGCGCACGCGCGCUCCUCCGCCGCGGUCGAGGCUGUCGCGGCCGCCGAAGGGCGCGCAACUCGCGCCGAGGCUGCGGCGGUGGCGGCGCAGCGAGCGUGCAGGCUCGAGGCAGAUAGGGCGUGGACGGCGUCGGAGCGAGAGGCCUCCGCGGCGGCGGCGGCCGAAGAGCGGCACCGGCUCGCCGAGGCGGCCGCAGCCACGGCCCAAGCGGCGGCCGAGAAGCGGUGCCAAAUCUCCGAGGCGGCGGCCGCCGCUGCCAACGUCGCGGCGGAGGAGCGCUGCCAGGCGGCCGAGGCGGCCGAGGCGGCCGCGGAGCGGCGCGGCACGGCGGCGGCGCUCUCGCUCGCGUCUGAGAUGGCGGCGAUGGAGGCGCGCGUGCAGGACAUGGCGAGGACGAUCGCGUCCGAACGCAGCAGCCUGAGCGGCUUCGCGCGCGCGGCCGACUCAGAGCUGAAGGAGGCACGGGCGAGGGCGGUGGAGGCGGCCGAGGCGGUGGGGGCGGCCGAGGCGGCAGCAAAGGACGCGGCGGCGGCGACGCGCGAGCGCGAGGCGGCGGCGGCGGCGCGGACGCGAGAGCGGGAGGCGGCCUUGGAGGCGGCGGUUGCGGAGGCCGUGGCCGAGCGUGAGGCGGCCGUCGCUGCGGCGAGGGCCGAGGCGGCGGCGGACAAGGAGGCGGCCCUCGAGGCGGCGAGGGCGGCGGCGGCGGCGGAGCGGGAGGCGGAAGUCACUGCGGCGGUGGCGGCGGCGGUGACUGCGGCUGCGGAGCAGCAGUACAGUGAGGCGGCGUCGGCAGAGGCGGCGCACGCGACGGCGCUAGAGGCGGCCGCUGCGAGGCACGCGCAGGAGCGGGAGGCGGCGGUGCGGGCGUGCGAGUCGAAGCUCGCGAGGUUGGAGGCCGUGGUGCAUGAGCUCGAGGCGGCGAGGGACGCGGCGCUGCUCGAGCUCGAGGCGAGAUCUCGCCGAGAUUGA